CAUGAUUUCACUUCCGCGAGUCACAGUGACACAAUCAUUGAAAAUAACAGCAGAUUCGGGGAAGUCAGAUCUGCAGCUGAUCGAGUUCAGGUAAAUUCUGCGUGUUUGGGAACUUUGAGCCUGAAACGGAGCAGCAGGACUCCCGUCAGGACUCAUCAUGCAGCUUCCCAGAGAUGGCAGCGUGCUGCUUUUGCUGCUGAUGCUCGUUGGACAAUCACUCGGGGAAUCUCCCUCAUUCACUGUGGACUACCAGAAUGACUGCUUCCGUAAGGAUGGGGAAAAGUUUCGCUACAUAUCAGGAAGCAUCCAUUACAGCAGGAUUCCCAGAGUCUACUGGAAAGAUCGGCUGCUCAAGAUGUACAUGGCGGGACUGAACGCCAUCCAGACGUACAUUCCCUGGAACUACCAUGAAAAGGUUCCAGGCCUAUACAACUUUAGCGGAGACAGAGAUUUUGAAUAUUUCCUUAAGCUGGCUCACGACAUCGGUUUGCUGGUCAUCCUCCGGCCAGGACCCUACAUAUGUGGAGAGUGGGACAUGGGCGGCCUGCCUGCCUGGCUUCUCAAGAAGAAAGAUAUCGUACUGCGAUCUGCAGAUCCAGACUACGUCGCAGCAGUGGAUAAAUGGAUGGGGACGUUACUGCCCAUGAUAAAGCCUUAUCUCUAUCAGAACGGCGGCCCUAUCAUCACUGUUCAGGUGGAGAAUGAAUACGGCAGUUACUUCGCCUGUGACUACAGCUACAUGCGUCACCUGUCCAAGCUGUUCCGGUCUUACCUGGGUGAUGAGGUGGUGCUCUUCACUACAGAUGGGGCUUUGCUCAAAACUCUCAAGUGUGGUUCAAUACAAGACCUCUACGCCACUGUAGACUUUGGACCCGGAUCCAAUGUUACUGCUGCCUUUGAUGCACAGCGACACGUUGAACCUCACGGCCCUUUGGUGAACUCUGAAUUUUACACUGGAUGGCUGGACCACUGGGGAUCACAUCACUCGGUCGUGUCGUCCACUCGAGUGGCCAGGGUCCUCAGCGAGAUGCUGAUCAUGGGAGCAAAUGUCAACCUGUACAUGUUCAUAGGAGGAACCAACUUUGGAUACUGGAAUGGCGCCAACACACCGUACGCCCCGCAGCCUACAAGCUAUGACUACGAUGCUCCGCUCACAGAAGCAGGAGACCUCACAGAGAAAUACUUUGCCAUUCGAGAUGUGAUCAAAAUGUACCGUAACAUACCAGAGGGGCCGAUACCGCCAACAACCCCAAAGUAUGCAUAUGGCGCUGUAACAAUGAAGAAGCUUCAGAUGGUGUCAGACGCCUUAGACAAACUAUCUUUCUCUGGACCCGUCAAAAGCACGUAUCCUCAGACAUUCAUCGACUUGAACCAGGCAUUUGGUUUUAUGCUCUAUAGGACCAGUCUGCCUGUGAACUGCACCAAACCAACUCCACUCACAUCGCCACUGAAUGGGGUCCAUGACAGAGCGUACGUGUCAGUGGACGGGGUGGCUGCAGGAAUUCUUGAAAGGGACAACGUCGAACCUGUCAAUGUGACCGGGAAGGCUGGAAGUCAGGUGGACAUACUGGUGGAGAACUUAGGCAGAGUAAACUACGGAAAAUACCUCAAAGAUUUUAAGGGUCUAGUGUCCAAUCUGACUCUGGGGGAAAACCCUCUCACUGGCUGGACCAUGUACAGUCUCAGUAUUGAUGAAGCAGUCAGUGAGGGCCUCCUCGGAGAAGAAGAGCCCACACCCCCUGAUGCACCUCAGCCAGCUGGUCUCUCCCCUCCAGCUUUCUAUGGGGGAAGCUUCAUCAUACCCGACGGCAUCCCAGACCUCCCUCAGGACACCUACAUCAAGCUGACCAGUUGGAGAAAGGGACAGAUCUGGAUAAACGGCUUUAAUGUAGGACGUUACUGGCCAACUCGAGGGCCUCAGGUGACGCUUUUUGUCCCUGCAAACAUCCUCAGCACAGCUGCACCAAAUAAUGUGACCAUCCUGGAGCUGGAAGGGGCUCCCUGCAGCUCUGGGCCAUGCACUGUGGAGUUCACCACCAUCCCAAUCCUCAAUGGAACAGUUCAGUCUGACUACAAACAACACAGAAGGCUGUUUAUUAAAGAGGAUUUACUAUGAUGAAAGAAAAAUCCUCAGUACACAAAAAGAAUCAAUUUGCACAAGACUUAAUGAUUUACAAGUCCCAAAUCAGAACUUGUUAGGUCAGCUCCAUGUGUUUAGAAUUUAAGCUCUUUUCAUUACACACACACACACACACACACACACACACACACAAACACACACCCCGAAAGGCGCAGAGAAGACCUAGAGAGGAUGUGGAAGGUGAAGGUAACACUGAUCACUGUGGUAAUUGCAACACUUGGGGCAGUAAACACCAAAGUGGGAGAAUUCCAGGAAUGACAUCUGAGAUAUAUAUAUAUAUAUAUAUAUAUAUAUUAUAUGAAAAGUGCUUAAAUUUGGAACAUUUCAACAUAUGUGUAUUUUUAUGAAUUAUGGUGAAAUAUAUUUUUAGCUCGUUUUUUCCUCAGCACAUUAACUUUGGGUUUCUCUACCUCACUGAUUACACAUGACAUUUAUUCAGAGCUAUGAAAGCGUUACUGUCAGAAUUUAUUUUUUAUUCAAAACCCCAAUCAGGGAAUUGUGUAUUAUUAAAUAACUGUGGGACUGCUGAACUGCUGCUUUUAUUCAUUUGAAAGAUAGCAUAACAAGUUUGAUUUAAUACACCUUUCAAAACAGAAAUAAAAUAAUUUUGAUACUUCAAAAA
Archocentrus centrarchus (flier cichlid) is the source of this 2762-nucleotide messenger RNA. It is a transcript of the gene glb1, whose product is annotated as galactosidase, beta 1. Gene Ontology annotation, molecular function: beta-galactosidase activity. The transcript has 16 exons. The record is from RefSeq and is a predicted model, not a curated record. Lineage: Eukaryota; Metazoa; Chordata; Actinopteri; Cichliformes; Cichlidae. The coding region runs from base 158 to 2116 and encodes 652 amino acids. Gene Ontology annotation, biological process: carbohydrate metabolic process.